This is a messenger RNA of Acanthopagrus latus (yellowfin seabream), 2518 nucleotides long. Its product is annotated as beta,beta-carotene 9',10'-oxygenase-like. The transcript has 12 exons. The record is from RefSeq and is a predicted model, not a curated record. Gene Ontology annotation, cellular component: mitochondrion. Gene Ontology annotation, molecular function: beta-carotene 15,15'-dioxygenase activity; carotenoid dioxygenase activity. Gene Ontology annotation, biological process: retinal metabolic process; carotene catabolic process. NCBI's taxonomy places the organism in Eukaryota, Metazoa, Chordata, Actinopteri, Spariformes, Sparidae. Bases 206 to 1879 code for a protein of 557 amino acids.
ACGUCUGUUUUGUAAAGCAUUACACAAGCAUGAAAUCAUUGCCUGCUUGCGGACUUUUUUUUUAAUGCUUAAAGGGGGCGUCGCAGUCAGUGGGACAGUAUAAAGCUGAGUUCAAGUCUUGGAGAAACAGCAGCACCACAGGAGGACUGUACACGCCUUUGACACUGCUCCAUACUCAAGAGACUCAAGAGACAAAGCAACAGCCAUGGCCACCCUCAAACACCAACAGAACAAUGCCACAGCACUCAAAAAAACAAAAACUCCUGGGAUGAACAACCACUUCACAGAUGUGCACGGUCUGCCUUGCAUAGAGAAGAUUGUGAGCUCAGUGGAGGACACACCAGAGCCCAUCAUCACCAAAAUCACUGGUAAAGUUCCAGAAUGGAUCAACGGAAAGUUCUUGAGGAACGGGCCGGGGAAGUUCGAGAUCGGAAACCAGAAGUUUAACCACUGGUUUGAUGGCAUGGCUCUCCUGCACCAGUUCAAAAUAUGCAACGGUCAGGUGACCUACAAAAGCCGCUUCCUGUCCAGUGACAGUUACCAAGCCAACAAGGAGGGCAACCGCAUCGCAGUGUCUGAGUUUGGCACCGUCAUGAUGCCGGACCCUUGUAAAAACUUCUUCCAGCGCUUCCUGUCACGAUUUGAAUUACCAAAGCCCACAGAUAAUGCCAACGUGAGCUUUGUGACCUACAAAGGUGAUUAUUACGUCAGCACGGAAACCAAUGUCAUGCAUAGAGUGGACCCUGAGACACUGGAUACAACCAAAAAGGUGGACUGGAGCAAAUUCAUAGCUGUGAACGGAGCUACGGCACACCCUCACACCGAUCCCGAUGGAACAACAUACAACAUGGGGAACUCCUACACUCCGAAAGGAGCGUACUACAACAUCAUCCGAGUGCCACCGACCAAGCAAACACCCGACGAAACCCUGGAGGGAACCACCGUGCUGUGCACUAUUCCCUCAGUGGACAAGACCAAACCAUCCUACUACCACAGCUUCGCAAUGUCUGAGAACUACGUGGUGUUCAUUGAGCAGCCCAUCAAGAUGGACCUGUUGAAGAUUGUGACAGGAAAGUUGAGAGGGAAAAGCAUCAGCGAUGGCUUUUCCUGGGACCCAAAACUCAACACCGCCUUCCACCUGGUUCACAAGCAGACAGGAGAGGUUAGCGCGAUCAAGUACCUCGCCAAGCCACUGUCAACCUUCCACCAGAUCAACGCAUAUGAGGAGGACGGCUUCUUAAUUAUAGACAUGUGUGCUUCAGACGAUGGCCAGGCGAUCAAUAACUACAAUGUCCAGAACCUGCGCAAGUCUGGAGAGGCUCUUGAUGAGGUGUAUAACACCAUGUGCAGAGUGUUCCCGCGACGUUUCGUUCUGCCUCUCAAUGUGGACGAUAACACACCAUACAACCAGAACUUGUACAACCGGGGCGACAGUACAGCCACUUGUACGAGAACUGCCAAGAACAAGGUCUUCUGUACCCACGAGGACCUCCACGGGGAGGACCUUCAUCAGUACGGAGGUCUGGAGUUUCCUCAGAUAAACUACGGCAAGUACAACACCCACCCCUACCGUUACUUCUACGGCUGUGGCUUCAGACAUCUUGUGGGAGAUACACUCAUCAAGAUGGACCUCAACGGAAAACACAUGAAGGUGUGGGAAGAACCUGGUGUUUAUCCCUCUGAACCAGUCUUCGUACCCUCCCCUGAUGCCACGGAGGAGGAUGACGGUGUGGUCUUGUCUGUGGUCAUCACUCCAAAUAUGGACAAGAGUACGUUCCUCCUGGUUUUGGAUGCCAAAACAUUUGAGGAGCUUGGCAGGGCCGCUGUGCCUGUCAACAUCCCCUACGGGUUCCACGGGACAUUUAACGCCACAACAUAAAUAUUUAGACAUGUAGAGAUAGAUAUGGAGUGGGAAAGAAAAUGUUGAAUGUACCUCUGACCUCAAGUGGAGAGAUAGUCAUGGCAGAAGUGUUAUGCUAUGUAAAUGCUGCAGAUGAUGUUUUGUGUCAUCAUACAGACAAACAAAUCAUCAAAGAUAUGAAUGUAUAGUUUGCUUGGACGUUUUAGCAAAAGUGCUGGAAAAAAAAAGUAUUAUAUUGAUGUUGUGCUGUGCUUGAAGCCUUUUGAAAACAUGCCCUGUUGUAAAUAAGUAUUUAAUAUUUACAUUUAAAUAUAUUUCUAUUUUAAGAUACAGGCUGAAAUCGCAGGAAUCGGGGAAAAAAAGAGGAAAAUGUCUGUAUUUCAAUUGCAUUUGCUGCUCUGUACACACACUGUGACUGCAAUAAAAAAAAGUUUUACAGAACAGACAAUGUGCAAGUUCAGCAAAGACUCUUUUUAUAGCAUCCUCUUUUGUAAGAACCAAAACUGAAGCCUAAAGGUGCACUUUGGCACAAGGUGCCACAUGUUAGAGAAGCCUAUGUUAAUGUGUUGCUCUAUUGAGUGACUUAUGAAUGACCUGAUGAAAAUGUAUAUUUUUAAGUAAAGAUUUUGAAUAAUCAAAUAAAAAUCUGUACCUAAG